Melozone crissalis (California towhee) is the source of this 603-nucleotide messenger RNA. RefSeq names its product skin secretory protein xP2-like. NCBI's taxonomy places the organism in Eukaryota, Metazoa, Chordata, Aves, Passeriformes, Passerellidae. Bases 1 to 603 code for a protein of 200 amino acids. The record is from RefSeq and is a predicted model, not a curated record. The transcript has a single exon.
AUGCCUGAGCAUGACCCGCAGCGCCGCCGCCGACUCACCGCGGGGGGCGGGCGGGCGCCACCGGCCCGCGCUGACUCACCGGCGUGGAGAGACGGCGCCGUAGAGGAACAGCGGCGAUCCCGCGCCCCGCACCCACCCACCAGCCCGGCGCGGUCUGCCUGGCCUGGCCUGGCCCCGUUCCGCCGGCGGGAGCCCCUCCCCCCAGCACCGAGGGCCGCACGAGCCACCGGCGAGACCCCCGGCUCCCCCUCGGCCCCCGAGCGCGCCGCGAUCGAUCCCCACGCACCGCCAGCCACGCCCGCUCCGCUGCCCGGCCCGCGGCGGGCGGAGCGCCGGGAGCGCCGGGCCCCGGCCGGACCCUCUAGCGCGGCCCCGGCGCGCCGCGCACGCCGCCCGCCGCCAUGUUGGUGCCCGCAGCGCCCCCUGCGCCCGUUGGCCGCGGGAAGCGGCCCCGGGGAGGGAAAGGCGCCCCCCGCCCGCCGCGCAGCGGCAGCGACACAGCCCGGGCCGGCCGCCUCAGGCCCAGCAGCGCCUCUGGGCACCAGCUCCGCUUCAGCGGCCGACCAUGCCUUCUGCGUUGGUUUCAUUUCCAGAGGUAGUUAA